Molecule: messenger RNA, 2676 nt
Organism: Bemisia tabaci
Lineage: Eukaryota; Metazoa; Arthropoda; Insecta; Hemiptera; Aleyrodidae
Gene: tw
Product: Protein O-mannosyl-transferase 2
Biological process (GO): protein O-linked glycosylation via mannose
Cellular component (GO): endoplasmic reticulum; membrane
Molecular function (GO): dolichyl-phosphate-mannose-protein mannosyltransferase activity
Source: RefSeq, a predicted model, not a curated record
UAAGUUUCGGAAUUUAAAAACAGUUCUCGCCGUUCAAAUUGGUUUUCCCUUAAUUUUAAACGCGAUUUCACUCGCUCUCCAUUAGUAGCCUCUUGGUGAAGUUUUGUUUCAACUAAACGUGCCCCAUUUACCUCAUGACUUCUUGCAGUAACUGAGUGUCACAAUCAUGGCUGCUUCUACUGUCACUAAAAAAGGCAGCGGGGAAGCAAGCAGAAAGUGGGGCAAUGAUUCAAUGUGGUGGUCCGUGUUUGCCAUCGUUUGCAUCGCUGCCGCAGCCACGAGAUUUUACAAAGUUACCGAACCGGAUCAUGUGUGCUGGGAUGAAACUCAUUUUGGAAAAAUGGGCAGUUGGUACAUCAACCGGACCUUCUUUUUUGACGUCCAUCCGCCUCUCGGAAAGAUGUUAAUUGCAUUGUCUGGAUAUAUGACUGGAUAUAAUGGAACUUUCCCUUUUGAAAAACCUGGAGACAAGUAUGAAGAUACCAACUAUGUCGGAAUGCGAGCGUUCUGUACUUUCUUGGGUGCAUGUAUCAUUCCUUUCGGAUUUUUGACUGUCUGGGAAAUGACUAGAUCUCUCACUGCAGCUUCCUAUGCUGCUGCGUUUCUAGUAUGUGAUGUUGGCAUGCUCACUUUGACGCAGUAUAUACUCCUAGAUCCGAUUUUAUUAUUUUUUAUCAUGGCAUCAGCUUACGGAAUCAUGAAAUUUAACUCCUUCAAGAAUCAGGCAUUCUCGACACAAUGGUGGUUCUGGCUCUCUUUCACGGGAGUCAUGCUUGCAUGUUCAUUAUGCGUUAAAUUUGUUGGCAUGUUCAUUGUCAUGUGGAUCGGACUCCAUACUAUAUCUGAGCUGUGGAUAAUUUUAGGCGAUUUAUCAAAACCUUUUAUGUACACCAUCAAACAUUUUGCUGCUCGAGUUGUUUGCUUAAUUGUAUUACCAGCCAUCAUUUACGUACUUUUCUUUUACAUUCAUCUGAAAGUAUUGUACAAAAGUGGUCUCGGUGAUGGUUAUUUCAGUUCUGAGUUUCAAUCAAAGCUUGAAGGAAAUUCUUUGUACAAUGCUAGUAUGCCCAGAGAAUUAGCUUUUGGGGCUGUAAUUACCCUGAAAAAUCAUCGCACUGGAGGUGGCUAUUUACACUCUCAUUGGCAUCUAUAUCCUGAAGGAGUUGGUGCUCGUCAACAGCAGAUCACAACCUACACUCACAAAGAUAAUAACAAUAAGUGGAUCGUAAGGAGGUAUAAAGAAGAUGCACCUGUAGAAAACGACAUUGAAGGCAUCGAAUUUGUGAAGCAUGGAAUGCUCGUUAGGCUCACUCAUGAAGCAACAGGCAGGAAUUUGCACUCUCAUCGUGAGCAAGCUCCAAUCACCAAGAAACAUCUCCAAGUAACAGGUUACGGAGAGAGUGGGGAAGGGGAUGCAAACGACGUUUGGAUCAUAUUAGCCGAAGGAGGUAAAGAGGGCGAUGUUAUAACCACUGUAACGAGCAAGCUCCUUUUUAUUCAUUACUUGCAGCGUUGUAUGCUAACUACAACAGGAAAACAACUGCCUGCCUGGGCCUCCGAGCAGCAAGAGGUGACUUGUAGUCCUAAUCUAAGGAAUAAAAAUGGAAUUUGGAAUGUUGAAGAUAAUUUCUUCCCUAAGCUUCCAAACGUUAGUUUUGAAGUGUACGCGCCUAGUUUCUUUGAAAGGUUUUUGGAGUCCCACGCUGUUAUGCUGCAAGCCAAUGCAGGUCUUAAGCCCAAAGAAGGGGAAACCACGUCACAACCAUGGCAGUGGCCGAUCAAUUAUAAGGGUCAAUUCUUCUCUGGAAGCAAUUACAGAGUUUAUCUUCUUGGAAACCCCAUUAUCUGGUGGGCCAAUUUGGUCUGUCUUGCAGUUUUUGCAGUCAUAUUUUUUAUUAAUUCAGUGCGUUAUCAGAGAGGAUAUCAAGAUCCACCACAUAUUCAAGAAAUCAAGACUUCAUCAUUGGAUAGCUGCGUGUGGCUGAGCAUCGGAUGGGCUUUGCACUACAUUCCUUUUUGGGGAAUGGGGCGAGUUCUCUACUUUCAUCAUUAUUUUCCAGCUCUUUUAUUCAGCUCCAUGUUGACAGGUGUGAUGUUAAGUUACAUCAGUCACAGUCUAGCCAUUCUGCUUCCAGAUAGUCUGAAGAACUCUGUUCAUCAUUGGUUCAACGGACUAAUUUUUUCAUCAGUUGUUUACAGUUUUUACUUGUUUUCACCCUUGGCAUAUGGAAUGUCGGGCCCCUCAUCAAAUGAAGCAAACAGCACAAUGCAUGGUCUGAAAUGGAUGGAUUCAUGGGAGUUCUAGACGAAACUUCAAGGCUUAUUUUUUAUUUUGAAAAAUAAUAGACCUGUAGCUGUAUCUUAAUAACGUUCGCUGGAGUGAUAUAUGUCAUGACGAAAUGCCUGAAUAUCACAUCAUUUCCUAAGUUGCCUGAGAACCUUUAUCUCUAGAAACUUUAAGUUCGCAUGGCAGUCACCCUUUCUUCAAAGAAGUAUUUUAAAUUUAUCUACUUAAAAAUGCUGUUCCUAAACGUGGAGGCAAGCAUAUUCUUAUUUAUUAAAAAUAGACAAUGCUGUGAGCUGUGAUCAAAUUGAACUGUAUCAUAAAAGCAAUCUUUGACUGGAGAAAUGAACAAAUGAUAAUAGUCUCUCUCAAAUGAAAGUGUCCAUUUAGAU